Solanum lycopersicum (tomato) is the source of this 967-nucleotide messenger RNA. RefSeq names its product probable glutathione S-transferase parA. Gene Ontology annotation, molecular function: glutathione transferase activity. The record is from RefSeq and is a predicted model, not a curated record. Gene Ontology annotation, cellular component: cytoplasm. Gene Ontology annotation, biological process: glutathione metabolic process. Lineage: Eukaryota; Viridiplantae; Streptophyta; Magnoliopsida; Solanales; Solanaceae.
AGACCAUGCCUAUGUUGUUAUAUAUAGAGAGUAAAGAAACAUAAAUCUCAGUAUCAUCAACUAUACACAUUCUCAAAAAAUGGGAGAUGAAGUAGUAUUGCUUGAUUUAUGGGUUAGUCCCUUUGGUAUGAGGGUGAGAAUUGCCCUGAAAGAAAAGGGCAUAAAUUAUGAAUCCAAGGAAGAAAAUUUGAGCAACAAGAGCUCAUUGCUCCUAAAAAUGAACCCUAUCCAUAAGCAAAUCCCAGUUUUAAUUCACAAUGGAAAGCCUAUUUGUGAAUCCCUCAUCAUUGUUCAGUACAUUGAUGAAGUUUGGAAGGACAAAGCUCCACUCUUACCUUCUGAUCCUUAUGAAAGAGCCCAUGCUAAAUUUUGGGCUGAUUAUGUUGACAAAAAGAUAUAUAGUACAGGGAGAUUGGUAUGGACAACAAAAGGUGAAGCUCAAGAGGCAGCAAAAAAAGAACUAAUACAUCACUUUAAACUAUUGGAAAAAGAGUUAGGUGACAAGACUUUCUUUGGAGGAGAUCAAUUUGGUUUAGUUGACAUUGCUCUUAUACCUUUUUAUAGUUGGUUUUAUGCAUUAGAAACUUGUGGAAACUUUAGUAUGAUUCAUGAAUGUCCUAAACUUGUUGAAUGGGCUAAAAGAUGCAUGGAAAGGGAAAGUGUUUCAACUUCUUUACCUGAUCAGUACAAAGUUUAUGACUUCAUAUUGGAGUUGAAAAAGAAACUUGAUCUUGAUUAAAGAUCAAACCUCAAUAGAGGCAGAGUUCCAAUUCUGCUUACAGGUUUUGGUUCCAUAGAACAUUUAUGAUUUCAUUUUGUAGUUGAAAAAAUAAAAACAAAAACUUGAGCUUGAUUAAAGUUAGAGUUUGUGAUUUUGGUCCAAGAGUUUGUAUUUGUAUUAAAAGGUUCAUUUGAUAUGUAUGAAUAAUUUAUUCAGAAUUCAAUAAGUUUGGUCUUUUCUAGAAUC